This is a messenger RNA of Paralichthys olivaceus (Japanese flounder), 1362 nucleotides long. The record is from RefSeq and is a predicted model, not a curated record. NCBI's taxonomy places the organism in Eukaryota, Metazoa, Chordata, Actinopteri, Pleuronectiformes, Paralichthyidae.
CUUCUACUGUGUCACCACUCAGUUCCUGACUCUUCUACACAUUUGGCUGCACAAACUUUAUCUCCCGCUCUCGACUUCAAUCCCGGAUGUAAAUUUGCCCGAGUUGAAGGCAAAAACCAGCCUUGAACUGAGACACCAAGCCAGUGGGACUUUUCUACUUGACAGAGAAUUUGCGAAAGAGGCAUGGUUGACUCUACUGUGUAUGAUAGAUCACAAACCAAUAAGACUAUCAUAAUCCUUUGUUUCUGCCUAGUAGGCCUGAUGGUAUUACUGUUCUACUUCUACAAGAAGCUGAACAAGGAGAGUAAUGGAGAAUACACCAUCCGCCGCAUGUGGCAUAAGAAAGGAUGGAUCAUGGACCAGGGGAGGGCUGCAGCACUAGCUCUUGGGACCGGUCUCGGAUUGAUUCGCAGUGAUUCAAAUGAGGAAGAGGAGGAAAUGCAGGAGGUCAGAGAUGAGGAGGGACAGUUGGUGGAGGGGGGUUGCCAGGGGAGUGACAGCGAAGGGAGCAGCCAGGAGGAGGAUGAGGAAGAUAAUAUGGAGCAGGGAAAAGGCGAUAACACCUCACAUUGUACCUCAAGCUCAGUGGGUUCAAAGGCAGGGGAGGGAACUAGGCUGACGGGUCAGCGAAAGGCAAAUGUGGAGAUGGAGGUUAAAAGGGAGGAAAAGGAGGAGGAAGUGAAGAGUAAAGGAGAGGGAAGAGGAGAGUCGGGAUUGCUGAUUGACCUGAAGCAGUUUUCUGGAAGUGCGAUCUGGUCUGAAGAGGAGAAAAUGGAGAGGGAGGUGACUUCUCUGUGAGUACAGAAGAAGGAGGUGCACUGAUCAAAGAAGAUCUUUUACCAGCUCAUAAAACUACUUCAGUGGGUUCUCCACAAAUUAGUUUUUCAAAUUAUGAUUCGACUGCGUUAAUAUAACUUAUAAACGUUCAUUUACACAAACUUAACUCAUGUUACCAAUUGAAGUGGCCUGUUUCUAUUUAACUUGGUCAGCAAUUUUCCUUUUUCAGUGUAUAAAUACAAAGAAGGCUGAGGAAAAUGUAAUAGAAAUGCUUAUCCUUUCUGGAAAAAAUAAUAAUAAAUACUGCAAUCAGCCUAUAAAACAUCCACUAUGGGUUUGCUUUUAGUUACAGACACUUCCUGUUGCAGCAUCAAAAUAAAAAGCUGACUGGUGAAUGAAGCUGGUAUAAAUAUACAGAUGUACACAGUUUGUUUAAGAAUAUUGUGUUUUAUUUUGUAAAACUGACUCAGUCUGUUAAGAAAUCAGAUUUUGCAUUGUUAUGUCAGCCUUCGUAAUGCAGUACGUUGUGGAGUGUAGUACAUCUUUAACUGCUUCAAAUGCUUUUUUGGAAAUAAAAUAAUACAG